Molecule: messenger RNA, 9708 nt
Organism: Pimephales promelas (fathead minnow)
Lineage: Eukaryota; Metazoa; Chordata; Actinopteri; Cypriniformes; Leuciscidae
Gene: srcap
Product: Snf2-related CREBBP activator protein
Biological process (GO): chromatin remodeling
Cellular component (GO): Swr1 complex
Molecular function (GO): ATP hydrolysis activity; ATP binding; DNA binding
Source: RefSeq, a predicted model, not a curated record
CCUCCAUUUCGCUGCGUCGAAAGUCUCCUCCCCGCAACCGCUAGAUUCAGCGAUUCCGGACCCAGUCUCUGUCGGACCGUUCUUUAACUUGAUCCUACGAACCUGCCAGUACCUCACUGGGUACCGAGAGACAGUUCGGAAUAGUCUCAACAUGGAUUGAGUACGAUUUGAAGCGGAUGGCGACUCCUUCAGCGAGAAUUUAGUAAAAGUAAAGUGCUCGGAAAUUUCAGACCCUCAGAUGCAGCGGUACCCUUGAUCUCAGCAUCCUGGAAGUGGAAAUCACGGAAGAGACUGGUGCUUCAUCACAUAGAGGUUCAGUGUGUAGCACUGCCGGUUCUGAAGCAGGGCAGUCUGGGGAAGAGGCGGUGCGGCAGCACACCUGUCCGGCAGUGGCUGUGCUGGGUGGCACGUCCGUGGCUGCGCAGAAUGUGGCUGGGCCACCCCAGCAUGCCCUGCAGCCAGUCGCAGCUGCCACUCUACCAUCGUCAUCGGUUAACAUCGGCACUGGAUCUCAGCAGCAGAAAGGAGACUCAAAGGCUGCAUGUAAAGAACAGACUAUCGCUCGCGUUCAACGAAGCAGUGACAUCAAGGAACCCGAGGAGAUAUUGGCGGUCCAAAGAGGACUGGUGUCAGCUACUGAUAAAAACUCACAAAAGCCUACAGACGUAUUGGAGGAUCAGACUCCCUCAGACAAACUUUUUGAAAGCGGGACCGAUAGUAUUGGGCAAAAACAGGAUUUACUUUACGGGUGUAACACAAAGCAAUCGAGCCUUGCAUACAGGGAGGACGAUAUGGCGGAAGGAUCCAGCACAGGCCACUGCCAAGAUUGGAGCCAACACCCCGGAGAUGCAGGGGGUGUCACUGCCCCUAUUGAGGCAGAAAAGGGACCCUUGCCUCCAGAGACAAUCAAAUUGGACUACAAGAACAUGUGUGGAAAGCACACACAUGGAGAAAGCCCCUGUGAUCCAAGAACAGAAGUCAUGCCACCAGUCUCGAGUGCAGUUAAGACUACAGAGAGAGACAUGGAGCAGCUUCAAACAACUCCCCUUUUUCAGACAAAUCAGACUGCCGCCUCAUCUGCAUUUGACGUCCUACAAGAACAAAAUACGACAAAUUCAGCGAAGCAGGCUAGUAAACUUGACUCUAAGGAGGCUAUGGAAGUUUUCACACAAGAUCUGCCUAAAACAAACAAAGAAGGUGCCGUUAGUCCAGGUAGACAAAACUUGUCAGCUGAGGGAACAAAACAAGGUAUUUGCGGAAAUUCUCUUUGCUCAGGAAAUUCAUCAUCAAAACAAGGGGGGCAGCACAUUACCCCCGAGAGUGGAAAUAGCAUGCAAAAUGACUCCGAUAAGGGCAGCUGUUAUCCCUCAGAGGACUGCAGUAAAACACAAAGGGCUACACAAAAGACAAGCCCCCUUCAUAAAACACCUGGCGUGCCCACCCCGCCUGAGAAUACAAAGUGUGUGCAAGAGCUAAGCUCUCAGUAUGUACAUGUAAGUGAAACCCCAAAAAUGUUUGUGUUGGGUAAAGAGACUAGUGCAACGGAGGGACAAGGCAAUAAGAAAGUCCCCGUUGAUGGAGAUCUGUGUUCUAACGUGGCUGCUAAAGAAGUAUUUCACAACAUUUCUGUUGAUGAACCAAAGCUGUCUGGGCAUGUGACAUGCACUGACAAUGUACAGGUCUCCAUUGUGAGUGAAAGGUCACAAGUUAGGGUUUGCGGCUCUUCUGGUGUGAUUUUGAAGCAGAAUGACAGUGCCAAUCCAAUAGAAAUAUCUAUGUCCUCAAAUCACCAACAGGAUAGGAGCAUGCUGCUCGCUCACACAGAGAACUGUGUGACUUUAGAGGGUCAAGAAUCAGAUCAGCCAAAUCUUUGUGACUCUAUGGUCCAACAAGUACAAGCGUCCAUUCCAGCAGAUCAUAAACUCUCACAAAUUCAGAUAUGCCUGAAUGACAACCCAGAUAUCGUGACUGUGGGAGAAAGGCAGGAAGUGAGUGCAGAGGCUCUCAAUGCUGUCAAGGUGAAAGAUUUGAUUGAUGCAGGUAUUUUAAUGCAGCCAGAUUUGGAGGAUACUUGGCUGGUUGUAAGUGAGAUAGACGAGCAGUCCGAGCAUGCAGAGAUGGAGGUCAGCGAGGAGUCUCUGGUGCAGUGCCCCGAAUCCCAGUCAACUGUUGCUGUAUAUGAAUGCACGGUGCCCUGCUUUACAUCCGCUGCCAUUCACAGUGAAGUUAAGCUCCUGUUAACUGACAAAGAAGAGGAGGAACCAAUGGAAACACUGUCGCAAGACUCACAAGCCCAGAGUAAUCUAGGGACUCAUUCUGAUACACUCAAACCCACCGGAGAUUUAAGGACCAUACCUUCUAUGCAAAAAGAAGGAUCUAUAAUUGUCAAGCAACAUGAGGAUUCAAGUCCCACUGAUCUUGCGAAUGCAUUGACUGGGUUAACAUCCACAGUGUUGGAUGGCACGCUUAACUCUGUGCAAGAGCAGCAGCAAUCUGAUGUAGUGGAAAACAGACAAGGUGUGUCAUUAAUUUCAUUGUCUUGUGGCACAAUUGACCCAAUGCUAUUGAUCUUAAAGAAGGGUGACAGCCCUGCCCUUAAGCAACCUUCUUCUCUGUCAGCUAGGAUUUCAACCAAUCAGAACUCCCUUGUCCAGGCUGGAUCCCCCAGUGAUGGAUUAAAUAAAGCUUCAGAGUGCCUUGCUAAAACUGUUACAGCUGCAUCUCCCACAGUAAAAGAGGAUGCUACGUUACCUGCUGACCGCGCCGUCUCAAACACUUUCUCUUUGUGUUCUCAGACUGUUUCCACUUCUAAUGUACAUUCACAGGAAAGACCUGUGAAAGAAAACGUAAAUAAAUCGAAGAGUUCUGGCAAGAUGCUUCAAAAUGAAUCCUCUCCUAACACUUCAUCAGCUUCAGUACAACUCCAUAACACACAAAGCCACCUUACUCUAUCUACUGGUGAUGUGUGCGGCACCGGAUCCAGUGUUGUCCCCGAGGGGAAUCAGUGUAAACCGUCAUCGGCCGCUACACCAUGCCAAGAUUCAAUGUCUUUGGAAGGUGAAUUGGAGUUGGAGCAGCAUCUGUUGUCAGACAAACUUUUGUCAACAAUGCAAAAUGUUGAACACACCAUCCUGGAGCCACUUGAUGCAUCUGUAGAAGAGAGCAGCGACGGAGAGGUUGACAGCUCUAUGGAGGUCCAGAAUGAGGACAGCAAUGCUAUGCCCAGUCCAGCAGUGAACAAGCAUGGGCAGAGCAGGACAGACAGACAAGGCUUGUUAUUGAAGGUUUGCCAAUGGAUUGCAGGCAAGGUUACUGCAGCCUCUACUCCUUCCUCCUCCCCCGUUCCAUGUCCAUCUCCAUCUCCCACAUCUGGUGACUGGAUGCGUUCUCACACAGGCAGAGGAUCGCCUGUACUCAACUCGCAUGGCAAAAACAUGCCCUCCACUUCCUCCCAGGGUUCUGGAGGCUGUUCUCAGUCAGAGCAAACAACCACCCUGAAAUCCACUCCUAAGCACGCAGACAUGGCAGAACUGGCAAAACAUGAAGCAGAAAUAGAACAUCGAACCCUUGCACUAAAGCGUGAAGGUUUCUGGUCCCUAAAACGCCUGUCUCGUAUAACCGAACCAGUACGGCCAAAAGUUCAUUGGGAUUACCUCUGUGAGGAAAUGCAGUGGCUCUCUGCAGAUUUUGCACAAGAGAGGCGAUGGAAAAGAGGAGUGGCCCGAAAGGUAGUACGGAUGGUGAUGCGCCACCAUGAGGAGCUGAGGCAGAAGGAAGAGAGAGCGAAACGUGAGGAGCAGGCCAAACUAAGGAGAGUUGCUUCUUCUAUUGCCAAGGAGGUCCGCGCCUUCUGGAGCAGUGUUGAGAAGGUGGUCCAGUAUAAACAACAGUCCAGACUGGAGGAGAAGAGGAAGAAGGCCCUAGAUCUCCAGCUGGAUUUCAUUGUGGGUCAGACAGAGCGUUACUCUGACUUGUUAAGUCAGUCCCUGCAUGCCGCUCCUGAACACAGUUCAGACACUGCAGCUGUCUCAAAAGAACCACAGCUGAAUGCUGUUGAUGAUGAUGAUAGAGACUUUGAGCCACCUUGUGAGGAGGAUGAUGAUGAAGAGACCAUAGAGGUAGAGGAGCAGCAAGAGGGGAAUGAUGCAGAGACACAAAGGCGAGAGAUAGAGUUACUGAGGGAGGAGGGCACUCUGCCUCUGGACCAGCUACUCAGUACUUUAACUCUUCCCAAGGUUGUUGAAUCAGAAGAAGAGGCCUCUGAUGCUUCAUCUUCUACAGUUGAAGAUGAAGACAAAGAAUUCAGUGCCAAUGAAGAAGAUGCAAAAGAUGAAGAAGACACUAUUGCAGCCCAGGAAGUUAUUGAAGGAGAGGGAGACCAUGCAGAGGAACUGGAUGAUCUUGCUAAAGAGGGGGAGAUGAGCUUGGAAGAGCUCUUAGAGAAGUACAGAGGAGCGUAUGCCUCUGAUUUUGAGGAGCCCUCAGCAUCACCAGAUUCCUCAGAAGAAUCAGAGGGAACCGAGGUGGAAGCGGAGGAAGAGACGGAAGGAGAGGACAGUGCUGAUGAUAGUGACUCCUCCUCAGGUUCCCAAGCGGCUGUAGACAGUGACGAAGAAGAAGUGGAUGAGGACGUGCAGGAGAGUGAUGAUAAUGAGGAUGAUGAUGGAGGUGAGGGAAUGGAGCUUCUGCUGAGAGAGGGAGACCAUAGUCCCUCUGUCGCAACAUCUCCCCGACCUAAGAAAGAAAUCAGCCACAUUGCUGCUACUGCUGAGAGCCUUCAACCAAAGGGAUAUACACUGGCAACAACAAAGGUCAAAACACCGAUUCCAUUUCUGCUUCACGGUACUUUGCGUGAGUACCAGCACAUUGGACUGGACUGGUUGGUCACCAUGAAUGAGAAGAAACUCAAUGGUAUACUUGCAGAUGAAAUGGGGCUUGGCAAAACCAUCCAAACCAUCGCUCUGUUAGCUCAUCUAGCUUGUGUAAAGGGUAACUGGGGUCCACAUUUGAUCAUUGUGCCCACCAGUGUAAUGCUCAACUGGGAGAUGGAGUUGAAGCGUUGGUGCCCAGGGUUCAAAAUCCUCACCUACUAUGGCAGCCAGAAGGAGCGCAAACUCAAGCGACAAGGCUGGACCAAACCCAAUGCUUUCCAUGUUUGCAUCACCUCAUAUAAGCUAGUACUGCAAGAUCAUCAGGCUUUUAGACGCAAGUCUUGGAGGUACCUCAUUCUGGAUGAAGCCCAGAACAUCAAGAACUUUAAGUCUCAGCGCUGGCAAAGCUUGCUCAACUUUAACAGUCAAAGGCGAUUGUUGCUCACAGGUACCCCUCUCCAGAACAGUCUAAUGGAGCUUUGGUCUCUUAUGCACUUCCUCAUGCCUCACGUUUUCCAGUCCCACCGUGAGUUCAAGGAGUGGUUCUCAAACCCGCUCACUGGCAUGAUUGAAGGGAGCCAGGAGUACAACGAGGGCUUGAUCAAACGACUUCACAAGGUGCUACGACCCUUUCUGCUGCGAAGAAUAAAAGCAGAUGUGGAAAAACAAAUGCCCAAAAAAUAUGAGCAUGUUGUGCGCUGUCGACUCUCGAAAAGACAGCGUUUUCUCUAUGAUGACUUCAUGGCCCAGGCCUCGACACGAGAGACUUUAGCCAGUGGUCAUUUCAUGUCUGUCAUCAACAUCCUGAUGCAGCUGCGGAAAGUGUGUAAUCACCCUAACCUGUUUGAUCCAAGGCCCAUACAUUCUCCCUUCAUCACAAAGGCCAUCAUCUUUUCUACUGCUUCACUGGUUCAGCGGGCUCUUGAGACCUCACCAUUUGAGCGCUGUGACUUAUCCAUGUUUGACCUGGUUGGCCUGGAGCAGCGCGUGUCUCGAUACCAGGCAGAUGUUUUCCUGCCUCAGAGGAAAGUGACGCAUCAGCUUAUUCAGGAAAUCAUGGAGUCCCCUGACCCUCCUCCCAGACCGAAGCCUGUUCGCAUGAAGGUCAACAGGAUGCUCCAGCCUCUUCCUAAGUCUGAUGGGCGUUCAGCAGUGAACAGCCCUCGGUCAGCGUGUCCUACCACCACCACCACCACAGUUCAGACUCCAAAGCCUCUAAUCACAGAGGUUACCCCUUCACAAGCUCCCUCCCAACCACCACCUCAAGUUUGUCCUGUUACUCCUGUCACUACAUUAAGAGCUCCAGUGGCUCCUAGUAGCGUCCCUCCUGCACCUGCAGUCAGGCCGCCUGCCCCCCAGCCAGUGACUGUGCGUCCCUCAGCACCCUCCAGCAUCACAACGGUGUCCACUCCCCCUCAACCACCAAGCAACAUUAUGACUCAAAGGGUCCUGCUCAGUCCAGAUAUGCAGGCUCGUUUGCCAUCCGGUGAAGUUGUAAGUAUCGCCCAGCUGGCCUCCCUGGCAGGCCGACCAGUGUCGUCCUCUCAGGGCAGUAAACCAGUAACCUUCCAGCUACAGGGCAACAAGCUCACACUCUCUGGGACUCCACUGCACCAGGUCCCUGUUCCACAGCCACGACCCAUCCAAGGAAAUGUAAUGCAUCUGGUUUCCAGUAGUGGGCAGCACCACCUUAUUAGUCAGUCAGCUCAGGUGGCAGUUCUUCACACAGUUAGUCAGACAGGUAGCAGCUCAGCAAAUCCAUACCCAGCCAGCACAACCCCAACCUGCUCUGGACUAGCAUUACCUUUCACCGCUACUCAAGUCCCAACAUCCAUGGUAAGUGGACCUGGAAUUGUAAAGAUUGUUGUACGACAGGCACCAAGUAAAGAAGGAGGGUCAAUCCCUACUCUAGCCGUGCCUCCUUCUCCUCGUCCUGCUCCUCCUCAGUCGGUCACCCUUCACCCACAUGGCACUCCAAGCUCUGUUGUUAGAGCGUCGGUUGCUUCACAGCCUCCACACCGGCCUCCGGUUUACGCUGCUCCACCCCGAACUGUUGCUUCCUCUCAGACUCCACCCACUCGUCCUGUGUUGAGAGUAGUACAGGGACCAGCACCAGCACCAGCCCCAGAACCACCAGUUACGAAGGCAAAUUCAUCAUCAGUACGUGAGGACAGUAAUAAUGAUGUGAUAACUUUGCACAUGAGCACUCCUAAGCCUACAUCCUCAUCUCGGAGUAGUGGGUCAACAUCUCAACGCCCCCGCAUUCAGCCGCCACCACCACCACGUUCCCCCUUCUACGUGUCAUGGCUUGCAGACAGGCGAAAGGCUCAGCGAGACGACAAAAUCUCUCAAAUCAUGCGCAUCAAUGAUCUGCACUGCAGCUCUAAGCCUGUGUAUGGCCGUGAGGUGCUGGACUUUCUAACCUUCCUCCCAGGCCAUUGUCCAUCUCCACCACGUCCUGUUGUAAACAACUGGAGUUAUUCGGGUUAUAGCUCCUGCCUCAUGGCUCAGUCACACAAUACAAGUAGUAUUUUGGAAAAGAGCAAAGUCCUGAAGGAAGCCAUCAACAACUCUGAGGACAAGCUUCAACUUCUCUCUGAGGUCAUAGAGAGGUUCACUUUUGUCAUUCCUCCAGUAGAGGCAAAGCCUAUCACCAUGCACAGCUGCCACCCACCUCCCUCCCUCAGACACCAGCAAUCUCUUUUCUCCUCUGUUUUAUCUUCCCGUCUCUCCCCGCUUACACACACGCUCCAUCGCAUCCAGUGCAACAUGAGGACACAUUUCCCUGACUUGAGGCUUAUUCAGUAUGACUGUGGUAAACUGCAGACACUCCACCUCCUACUUAGAAGGUUGAAGGCUGGAGGGCACAGAGUCCUCAUCUUCACUCAGAUGACACGUAUGUUAGAUAUACUUGAGCAGUUCCUUAACUACCAUGGGCAUAUCUACCUGCGGUUGGAUGGAAGUACACGUGUAGAACAGAGACAGGCUCUGAUGGAGCGCUUCAAUGCAGACCGUCGCAUAUUCUGCUUCAUCCUGUCCACCCGCAGUGGAGGUGUAGGUGUUAACCUUACUGGGGCAGAUACAGUGGUGUUCUAUGACAGUGAUUGGAACCCAACCAUGGAUGCCCAAGCUCAGGACCGGUGUCACAGAAUUGGACAGACAAGAGAUGUUCACAUCUAUAGGCUAAUCAGUGAACGCACGGUUGAAGAAAAUAUUCUGAAAAAAGCCAAUCAAAAAAGGAUGUUGGGAGAUAUGGCUAUUGAAGGGGGAAACUUUACCACUGCCUUUUUUAAGGAGCAAACCAUCAGAGAGUUGUUUGAUGUGUCAGAGGGAGAGAAGAAAGUGGCUGAACUGAGUGUGCCUCAGACAGAUGAUGAAGAAUCCAUCAAUAAACAACACACCACCAUUUUGGAACAGGCCCUGUGUCGUGCUGAGGAUGAAGAGGAUAUUGUGGCUGCAUCUCAAGCCAAGGCUGAGCAGGUGGCUGAGCUUGCAGAGUUUAACGAGAACAUCCCUCUAGAUGAUGGUGACAGCCGAGACCAGGAAGAGGAGGAGCUUUCCAAAGCUGAGCAGGAAAUCAAUGCCCUGGUUGAACAGCUCACUCCCAUAGAACGAUAUGCCAUGAAUUUCCUUGAGGCUUCCCUUGAAGAUAUUUGCAAAGAGGAGCUGAAGCAGGCAGAGGAGCAAGUUGAGGCUGCAAGGAAAGGGUUGGACCAGGCAAAGGAAGAAGGUUUGAAACUGCAUCAGUCAUCUGACAGUGAUGAAGAGGAUUCCAUACCUCACAGUACCGAGGAACCUACUCCAACCCGUCGCCCUCGCAAACACAAAGAGAAAGGGGCUCCUUCUACAAGGGUCAGUGGCAGGCUCAGAGGUACACCUGCUGACGAUAUACCCCUAACCCGUCUGUCGCCAGAAAGGAGCAAGCGGGGGGCAUGGAUGAACUCUGAGCGCAGUAUAAGCCAAACCCCUGGGUCCACACAAAAGUCGCCCCAACACAGAGAAGUGCCUGAGAAGCUUCGCAGUGGUCCGCGUGGGCGAGGGACAACCAAAGAAUCUGAAUCGCUCAUGUCAUCAGAAAACCAGACAGUCCAAACCAACCAGCAACUCUCAGAUUCAACAACCUUGUCCCCUGCUAUGCAGGGCUCAGUUCAAAAAAUUAGAAAUGUGCCAUCCCCCCACCUGCAGCCCAUCUCCCCUUCAAGCUCUGUGCCUUCAGCUGCUGUAUCUCCUGCAAUAGACAGAAACAAUUGUGGCCAUCAGUCCUCCGCUUCUGCUGCAUGCAUAGAGGAUGGUGAAGAGCAGGGGGGAGAGGCAGUGUCUGAAACUGUACAGUGUAGCAGAAGAGAUAGGAGAGCAUCUGCAUCAUCAGACUCCAUCUGUUCUCCUGAGCAUCAUUCUGAACAGGAGGGUCAGCUUUCCCUUUCUCCUACUCUUGCAUCUCCUAACUCUCGUUCACCACGAAAGCGGCAGUCUGCUGAAAGUGAAAUUCUCAAGGGACUUCCAGAAGAUUCUCCAUCCGCCAAAGUCCUUCGAAAGCUUCCAGGUCGUCUAGUCACGGUGGUGGAAGAGAAAGAGCCUAAAAGGAGACGGAGGGGAAUGAGUGGAAGUGGAGGAGUGCACAACGAGGGUUCAUCAGAGGACACUGAACAGCUAGAACCAGUUCAAGAACCAGCCACUCAGUCAUCUGAUGGAUCAAGUCAAACUCUUAAAGACUCUCUUCCUAUAUCAGUCCCCACAUCCGUAGCUUCUUCGUCACCAACACCACUACCACCCACCACAAGAGCAAGAACAGGCCUCUCCGUCACAGUUUAGUCCAGGGAGAGGGCACCACCCCUGU